AUGACAUCUACACCUAUAGAUAGAUCAGCAGUCGAAGAUAUUGAUUGGAAUGCUUUAGAUAAACUAAAAAGAAAUGAUCUUCAAAGAUUGUGUAAAGAGUUUUCAUUGCCAAUAAAGGCCACUUCUAAAAAUUUAGAGAUAAUCGAUGCAUUGAAAUCAUUUAAAGCUGAAUACGACUCAAAACAGAAAGUAAUACAAGAACAAGAAAAAAAGAAACAAUCAACAGUAGACGACAAUGUAAAUUCAAAGAUCAACGAUUCUAUAGAGUCAACUGUACAACAAGCUGAUGUUGAAAUGACAAAUAACAAUGAAAACACCACCACCACCACCACAUCCUCCUCCGCCGAUAAAGAGGAUGAUCAUAAAGAAUCAAAGAAAGAAGAAGAAAAAGAAGAUGAUAGUCAAAUGAAUAUAGACGAACCAGUUUUAGAUGUGCAGGAUGUAGUAGAACAAAGUUUUACUGAUUCAUUACCAAUACCAAUAGACAAUGAUAAUAAUAAUAACAACAACAAUAAUAAUAUUAAAAGAAAUACUAUCAAUUUUAAGAAAAGACAAGAGAGUUCAGAUCAAUCAGAUGAAGCUACAACAGAAGUAGAGGAUAAGUUAGAACAAAAACAUAAGGGAUUAAAAUUUAGAAACUAUGUUCCAAGAGACAUUAGUUUAACACAAUAUAGACUACCAAAAAGUAAAGUACCACCUGUUGUCGAAGAGUUAUUAGAGAAACUAAAGAUAUUAGAGUCAAGUGCAGAGUCACAACAAUCAGAAGAGUCAAUUUCAUUCCUACCAAAGAAAGCGAAUUGGGAUCUUAAACGAGAUGUAGAAAAGAAACUGUCGAAAUUAGAUAAAAAGACAAAUAGAGCAAUUUAUGAUUUAAUUAAGCAAAAACUAGAUGCAGAGGAAUCUUCGAAUAUGGAUUUAUUAACUAGAGCAAUAAAUAAAUAUUAA
This is a messenger RNA of Heterostelium album PN500, 945 nucleotides long. RefSeq names its product CCDC12/cwf18 family protein. Bases 1 to 945 code for a protein of 314 amino acids. The transcript is spliced from 4 exons. Lineage: Eukaryota; Evosea; Eumycetozoa; Acytosteliales; Acytosteliaceae. The record is from RefSeq and is a predicted model, not a curated record. Gene Ontology annotation, cellular component: post-mRNA release spliceosomal complex; U2-type spliceosomal complex.